GCAUCCUUGUCUCCUCCUCACCAAGUGCACUCACUACACAGCACUGAGCAGCCUCAGGAUAAGGAUUAACUCUGUCAAGACAAUUGCUUGUGCUGUGGCCCUUUACAGACACCUCUCACCGGAGCAAACGGUCCUCUCUUUAAAUUUCAUAGCUGGGAGUUUCAGCGUUAAACAGAUCACCAGAAUGAAGUCUCGCAGGCAAAGCUGCACCGACUCAGGUUCAGAGUCAGACACCAAGAGCCCUGAGAAGUUCGAAAGUGCAUCGCGCCGUCGGAUGGCGGCAAACGCUCGGGAGAGGAAGAGGAUGCAGGGUCUGAACACAGCCUUCGACUGUCUGCGCAAAGUGGUGCCGCAGUGGGGCCAAGACAAGAAGCUGUCCAAGUACGAGACGCUGCAGAUGGCCCUCAGCUACAUCAUGGCACUGAACCGCAUCCUGACGGACAAUAGCAGAAACAGCACCCCCCACAGGCAGUGGCUGGACCUGCAGUUCGAUUCCCUGCAGGCGGAGGCCUACCAGUACGGCUGUGUGAGGUAUGACUCUCCUGGUGAAAAUGAGGCAAUGCACUCGCCUUACACAUACAAAUUAGAGGAAUCAAUCAUCCGAGCAGCAUAA
This is a messenger RNA of Alosa sapidissima (American shad), 613 nucleotides long. RefSeq names its product atonal bHLH transcription factor 7 (gene atoh7). The transcript has 2 exons. The coding region runs from base 185 to 613 and encodes 142 amino acids. The record is from RefSeq and is a predicted model, not a curated record. Gene Ontology annotation, molecular function: protein dimerization activity. NCBI's taxonomy places the organism in Eukaryota, Metazoa, Chordata, Actinopteri, Clupeiformes, Clupeidae.